Molecule: messenger RNA, 4422 nt
Organism: Emys orbicularis (European pond turtle)
Lineage: Eukaryota; Metazoa; Chordata; Testudines; Emydidae
Gene: R3HDM1
Product: R3H domain containing 1
Exons: 25
Coding region: 124-3387 (1087 amino acids)
Molecular function (GO): nucleic acid binding
Source: RefSeq, a predicted model, not a curated record
UUGACGACUGUGAAAAGGAACGUUGGAUUACUUUAUUUUAUUUUUGUGGGAGACCACAAUUCCAAAUCUGUAGGAUACAUCAGGUUCCUUAUUUCCUGUAGAAUUUUAAAGUAACCUUCUCUAAUGAGGAUGUCUGAUACUGUUACUCUAAAGGAUGAAACUGAUACAAUGAAUGGUUCAGAGGCUGAAUUUAAAGACGCAACCCCAGUUGAAAACCUUAUAAAAUCAAGAAGCCAUGAGCAGAUUCAAGUAGAAAAGGAUGAAAGUUGUACUGAUAACAAAAAUGAUAUGCCGCGGCCAGUGCAAUCUUUUGGACAAACAGGAAAAAGGUCCAAGUCAAAUACAAAGUUAAAGCUAGUUCGGAGCCUUGCUGUGUGUGAAGAAUCUCCACCGCCUCCCACAGCUGAAAUAUCACAGGACAUUCAGGAGAAAAUUCAGAUCCAGUUAACGCAGUCUUUUGAGAAAGAAGAGAAGCCCACAAAAGAUGAAACGGAAACGGAAAAAUCCAGUGAUAAAUUGUCCAGAAAAAUGUUAUCAAGAGAUUCCAGCCAAGAAUACACAGAUUCAACUGGCAUAGAUCUACAUGAAUUUUUAGUAAAUACACUAAAAAACAAUCCCAGGGACAGAAUGAUGCUGCUGAAAUUAGAACAGGAAAUUUUAGAUUUCAUUGGUAAUAACGAAAUUCCACGCAAAAAGUUCCCCCCCAUGACAUCUUACCAUAGAAUGCUGUUGCACAGAGUAGCUGCUUACUUUGGAUUGGAACAUAAUGUGGACCAGAGUGGGAAGUCAGUGAUAAUAAACAAAACUAGCAAUACGAGAAUACCUGAUCAAAAGUUUUGUGAGCAUAUAAAGGAUGAGAAAUGUGAAGAUUUUCAGAAACGGUACAUCCUUAAAAGAGAUAAUUCUAGUUUAGACAAAGAUGAUAACCAGAUGCGAAUACGCUUAAAAGACGACAGAAGAAGCAAAUCUAUAGAAGAACGAGAAGAAGAGUACCAGAGAGCUAGAGAACGAAUAUUUGCACAAGAUGCCCUGUGUUCCCAAGAGAAUUAUCUUAUUGACCGAAGAAUCCAAGAGGAGGAAACUAAUAGUACACAGCAAAGGCGGCAGAUAUUUAGAGUCAAUAAGGAAGCUUCAGGGAGAUCAGCCAACAGCCAUCAAAGCAGUACUGAGAAUGAGCUGCAGUACUCUGAACCCCGACCCUGGAGCAGCACGGACUCUGAUAGUUCCAUCCGCAAUCUGAAGCCAGUUGUAACGAAAGCCAGCAGCUUCAGUGGGAUUUCAGUUCUGACAAGAGGAGAUAGCUCUGGAAGCAGCAAAAGCACAGGCAAGCUGUCUAAAACAGGUUCAGAGUCUUCUAGUAGUGUAGGGUCAUCCACGGGUUCUCUUUCUCACACCCAGCAGCUUCUUCCAGUCACAGCUCUAAGCCAGCCUUCUCAUGGCACACCUGCUGUCUAUCCAACUGUCAGCACUAGUAAAUCUCUUUCCUUUGAUGGUGGCAUAAGUGGGCAAGUGACACCUACUAGCACUAGCUUCUUUUUGCUUCCCUUGGAAGCGGCAGGCAUACCACCUGGCAGUAUUCUGAUCAACCCUCAAACAGGUCAGCCAUUCGUUAACCCAGAUGGCACUCCUGUUGUGUAUAAUCCUCCUAUGCUUCAGCAACCUGUUAGGACCCAAGUGCCUGGACCGCCACAGCAACCACCUCAACAGCAACCAGCAGCUAAUCACAUCCUAUCACAGCAAGACAACCUAGGAUCACAAUUUAGCCAUAUGAGUCUUGCCCGCCAGUCAUCUGCUGAUGGUGCUGAUCCACACCCCACCAUGUUCCAGUCUACUGUAGUCCUUCAGCCCCCACAACAGUCUGGCUAUAUUAUAGCAACAACCUCACCUCUGCCACCACCACAAGGCCAACCAGUUCCUAGUCCCAACUACUCUGCAUCCAGCCAUCCUGUCAACCAGCAAGUGCUGCAGCAACAGGGAUAUAUGCAGCAACCUUUACCACAGAUGCCAGCUUGUUAUUGUGCUCCAGGCCAGUAUCCACACUCCAAUCAACAAUAUCGACCAGUUACUGCUGUCCAUUACAACACACAGCAAAACCCACCACUGCCACAGCCUGCACAGCAGACAGGCUACCAAGUUAUGCCUAACCAGCAGCAAGCCUACCAGGGGUUGGUUGGAGUUCAGCAGUCUCAGAAUCAAAAUCUAGUCAGUAGCCAACACAACAACAUUGGAAAUCAGAUACAGGGUGUGAUUGUUCCUUAUACUUCAGUGCCAUCUUAUCAGGUUUCAGUGCCUCAAGGUUCCCAAGGAAUGCCCCAGCAGACAUAUCAACAGCCUGUUAUAAUUCCCAGUCAGUCAAAUCAAGGACUGCCCACAACAGGAAUACCCGUUUAUUACAGUGUCAUUCCAUCAGGUCAACAGAAUAAUUUAAGUUCAUCAGUAGGAUAUUUGCAGCCUCCAGGAUCAGAGCCAAUGCAGUUUCCUAGAACAUCUUCCCCGUGCAACUCACAGCAGCUUCAAGGACAACAGUGUACAGCAGUAGCUCCACCACCAGGUGGAGGAGUAGUAAUGAUGCAGCUAAAUAUACCCAACAAUCCUCAGCCUCGAACCCAUUCACCUCCUCAAUGGAAACAAAAUAAAUAUUAUUGUGACCAUCAAAGAGGACAGAAAUCCACCGAGUUUAGCACUUUAGACAGUGCCACACAGUUACAGCAUAGUCCUCAACUAAAUAGUCCUGCCACCUCACCAGCCCAGUCACCAGCACCAGUUCAACUAUCAAACAUGAAAAAUCUCCGUCCCACGUUAACACCUCUUUCUAUUGUGUCCCAAUUUUCUAGAUCUUUUGUCCCUGGACAAGGAGAUGCCAGAUACCCAUUGCUUGGCCAGCCACUGCAAUAUAACCCUCCACCCUUAUUACAUGGACAUGUAACAGGCCAACAGUGUCAACCUGGACACAGACAUGGAAACAGAGGAAGGAAACCAGCUAAGAAGGCCGCUUCAGCAGAUCUUGGUGCAGGGGAACCAGUUGUUGGAAAAGUCUUAGAAAUUACUGAACUGCCAGAAGGAAUAACUCGUAUGGAAGCUGAAAAACUAUUUGGAGAACUUUUUAAAGUUGGUGCCAAGAUUCGGUGGCUAAGGAAUCCCCAGUGUCUACAGACACAACAGCAACACCAACGCCGUUACUGUGGCAGUGGAGAUAGUAAUGUGAACACUGAACCCUCCAAACCUAGUGACUUGGCCUCCACAUAUACAGUUCUAGCUACGUUCCCUACGAUGUCAGCAGCCCAAAAUGCACUGAAGAAACAAAGUAACUCAGCUAACAAGUUUAGGCUGAGAACAAGCAAGAAGCACUAUGAGUUUCAUAUUCUGGAAAGGGCUAGUUCUCAGUAGCAGCUACAUUGUUGGACAUUCAGCCUUUAUUAGUUCCAUGUCCUUCUCUUCUCUACUUGAUUGGCUUGAUGUUACGGGGUUUCUGUUCUCUUCAUAGAGACUCCUGGGAUGUGUUCUCAUAUGACAUUAUAGCCUUGGAAGAAUAACCCAGUGAUCCAGCAAGAAGAAGAAGAAAAAUAGAUAUAAAGUUAAUCCCAGACAACUGUAAGAAUCCAUUCUGACAAGAUAGAGAGGCAGCUUUCUAUGAGGAAUGCUGUUAAAAUGCCCCUUACUUUUAUAGUAGUUUUGUUUUAUAUUUCUGAAUUCUUGUAUCAGAUCCAAAUCUCUAUUGUACAGCAAACCUUUGUUCAUAAUGAAUACCCAUAUUCAGAUCUGUAUUUUGUAAUCCCUUUUCACAGCCAGCACACAACUAUCCAUUUUAGGGCAGAGGGCUUGGGGUGGAAUGGGGUGAGGGGAGGGAGAAUAACUAUUAAGAAAUUACACUGGUUUUUUAGCCAACUACGCAAAAGUCUUCAGUUAACACAUUUCUCUUCCCCUGUUUCUUUUUCAAAUAAAGCAGUUUCAAUAACUUCUAAACUCCGUACACAGUCCUUUCAAGAUUCACUCAGUGUGAAAGAUAAUUACAAAUUAUAUUCUUGAACUCAUUUCUAAUCAAACAGGUUAGCAUAAGUAUUAAAGUGAAAUAUGAAUAUGUCUAAACUACAAAGAAUGUUCAUUGAAGCCAAUUUGUUUUUAGUAAAAGGGUGAAGACAUUAAAAUGUAUCUCCCCAAAUGACAAAAUGUUUGCACUUUGUGUUUCCACUGGUAUAAAUCUUUCUUUGCACUCUAGGAUAAUUGUGUUAAAUAAGCGCUGGACCCUUCUUAAGUCAUUUAAAUAUGUUUUCAUCAUUUGCAGAGGAUCACUGGACAUCAGAAGUUUCAUUGCACAUACAAACAAAAUCUUUUUUCAGUUUCUGUGUAAUUUGCAAGGCUGUACAAUGUGUGCUGAUGCAAGCCUUUUUUCAGUUCAAGAAAAUAAAUGUUUACAAAUACAAA